GUUCCUCUGAGGCGGGCCGGGGCAGGCAGCGGCAGCGGGUGCCGGGGCUGACUCGCCCCCCCCCCCCGCAGGAUGAGCAUCAUGGAUUUCAAUGUGAAGAAGUUCGCUGCCGAUGCGGGCACCUUCCUGAGCCGCGCCGUGCAGUUUACCGAAGAAAAACUUGGUCAAGCAGAGAAGACUGAACUGGAUGCUCACUUGGAGAACCUCCUCAGCAAAGCAGAAUGUACUAAACUGUGGACAGAAAAAAUUAUGAAGCAGACAGAGGUUUUAUUGCAGCCAAACCCAAAUGCUAGAAUAGAAGAAUUUGUCUACGAGAAGCUGGACCGCAAAGCACCAAGUCGUAUGAAUAACCCAGAACUACUAGGCCAGUAUAUGAUUGAUGCAGGGAAUGAGUUUGGCCCAGGAACAGCAUAUGGAAAUGCAUUAAUUAAAUGUGGAGAAACACAAAAGCGAAUUGGAACAGCAGAUAGAGAACUAAUUCAAACAUCUGCUAUAAACUUCCUCACUCCUCUAAGAAAUUUUAUAGAAGGAGAUUAUAAAACAAUUACUAAAGAACGCAAACUAUUGCAAAAUAAAAGACUAGAUUUGGAUGCAGCAAAAACCAGACUGAAGAAGGCAAAAGGUGCAGAAGCUAGAGCUGCACAACUAAACAUCUCUCAGCCCGAAGAAAAUAACAUUAUGGUAAAUGUCUCUUACAUGCUCAACUUGCUGCAUGUAAAAUGGCUAAAGAUUUGGGCAGAGGAAGUGACAAAAUCUGAACAGGAUGUACGAAUAACUCAGAGUGAAUUUGACCGUCAAGCAGAGAUUACCAGACUGCUGCUGGAAGGCAUCAGCAGUACACAUGCACAUCAUCUUCGCUGUCUGAAUGAUUUUGUUGAAGCUCAGAUGACCUAUUAUGCACAAUGUUACCAAUAUAUGUUGGACCUCCAGAAACAACUCGGAAGCUUUCCAUCUACCUUCCUCUCUAACAAUAAUCAGUCUUCCUCAACCCCAGUGCCAAGUGUUUCUGCUUCCUCAGUCUUGGCUUCUGCCUCUGCUUCAUUGCCUUCAGUAAGCAAUUCCGUAAUUACUUCAGGCUUCAGUGAACUGAAAGCAUCAAGUGGCAGCAGGAAAGCCAGAGUUCUCUAUGAUUAUGAUGCUGCAAACAGCAGUGAACUAUCCCUUCUUGCAGAUGAGGUGAUCAUAGUGUACAGUGUCCCUGGUAUGGAUUCAGACUGGCUGAUGGGUGAAAGGGGAAAUCAGAAGGGCAAAGUGCCUAUUACUUACUUAGAACUGCUAAACUAAAUGGCUGGCUUGAAUAAAGACUGCCAGUUACAGUGACACCAUAUUUAUAUACAAUUAACUUUAUAUAAAGCAGGUUUAAGUGUCUUCCAUGUUAUUGGCUUAAGGGAUAAGAAUACCAGUCAUCAGAAACUCUUCUGCCAGUAUUGUUGCAUGGUAAAUACUCUGUUCAGAUUUAAUUUGUGUUUAAAGCUUUUAUUUCAUGUGCCAAGAAUGUUUCCUACAGAAUUGUUUCUACUGACGUUUUCACUAAUACCAAGCUUCUACUUUUGAGUAAUCUAGACUGAAAGCAGGAGGCACUGUUUUCUACUGAAUUUUUCAUUAAUGGCAAGCUGCUUUCCUCGCAUAAAAUAAAUUUAUUGUGAAUUGA
Molecule: messenger RNA, 1651 nt
Organism: Dermochelys coriacea (leatherback sea turtle)
Lineage: Eukaryota; Metazoa; Chordata; Testudines; Dermochelyidae
Gene: SH3GLB1
Product: SH3 domain containing GRB2 like, endophilin B1
Exons: 11
Coding region: 73-1284 (403 amino acids)
Biological process (GO): membrane organization
Cellular component (GO): membrane; cytoplasm
Molecular function (GO): protein binding
Source: RefSeq, a predicted model, not a curated record